AUGUCGCCCGCAUCACGCAAACGACUCUUGAGGUACUUCGCAGAGAAGACGCCAGGAUUCAACAGCGAUGCAGACUUCUUGGACAAUGCCGACUUUCACGGACAAGACCUACCACUAUUGCCAGGGCCGAUCAAAGCACAACCGCUAGCGGCAGUGUUGCAGGGUAUGAUAGGCCUCGCAGGCAAAGAAGUCAACGCACUCCGUGGCAUCGACACGGGAAGAGUAUCUGUCGACACAGACCUGGCAGCACUGCACCCCGCCACGGUCGGCCUGGUUGAGAUCGAUGGCAUGAAGUGCACCGAGGCCCAAAAGAGUGGUCUGCUCCAGAAGCUUGGCCUCGAUGUCGAUCAAGGCAUAAUCUCCAAAACACCGAUGCGAUUCCGAUCAUGGGCCAUCUUCCCUACCAGAGAGAAGAAUGUUUGUUUCCAGUUCUUGAGCAGUCUCGGUCCAGUUGGCUACCUCCAGGUCUUUAGCCUAGACGCAGACGAUGCAACAGUCGAGACCAACGAGGAAGCGUACGAGAAGAUCAAAUCGGUCACCACAACGCUUUCCGCUCGUGAACUUGAGCACAUCUGCAUCGAGCGUGGAGGGAGACGAUGA
Molecule: messenger RNA, 600 nt
Organism: Fulvia fulva
Lineage: Eukaryota; Fungi; Ascomycota; Dothideomycetes; Mycosphaerellales; Mycosphaerellaceae
Exons: 2
Coding region: 1-600 (199 amino acids)
Source: RefSeq, a predicted model, not a curated record